UAAAACAUUCCGCUGUCAGCCAGUACACCGGCUGUACUGAAGCAGUCACUGGCACAUAGAGGCCCUCCCAGACACAUAUUUACUUUUAAUUACGCGGAGGUUACUUCAGGUAUUAGCCACGAUUGGGAACCUGAGUAAUAACGCAUUUGACCCGGAGUCUGUGCAGGGUGAAGUCGGGGGAGACGGACAGGAGAAAACAAAGAUGGCUGUGUAGCCAGAGAGACGAGUCAGAACCGUCUCUAGCCGCGGCUUAAAUCACACCGACAGCUCCCGUGGGUCCCGUGGACAGUCGGCCGGUACCGGAGCACGGACGUUAGACGAGCAGCCGAGCUGGGCCGCUGGUGUACAUCGUUUUAAUCCGCUGUCAUUGCGAAUAACGGCGUCGAGAGCACAACAACAGCUGAGAGACGAGUUGUUUUUGUUCUGGAGAGGACUGCUGUGUUUUUGUCAACGUAGCUAGUCUGCUAGCCUCACUCCUGGUCGCGGCAGGUACAUCUCGUAGAUUCCUAGACAGUCAUCGCCAUGUCUUCACUGGAAGAGAGAGACGUGGGCGGUGUGGCCGCCCCUGGCUCCUCCUCGGCCGGCAUGGGGGUCGGGCCCGUGGGGGCAGCGGUGGAGGCUGCGGCCGGGGUCGCAGCCAUGCAGGAGGAGGUCGGGAUCCGGAGAGAGGAGGUCGGGAUCCGGAGAGAAGGGCCCGAGCCUGACCCAGACGAGCCACCCAAGAAGAGGGUGAGGGUGCCCGAUGGACAGUCAGGGAAGCUGGAGGAGAGACUGUACUCAGUGCUGUGCUGCACCGUGUGCCUAGACUUACCCAAGGCGUCUGUAUACCAGUGUACAAACGGACACCUGAUGUGUACAGGCUGUUUUAUCCACCUCCUCGCUGAUUCUCGCCUCAAGGAGGAACAGGCCACAUGUCCCAACUGCAGGUGUGAGAUCAGCAAGAACCUCUGCUGCAGGAACCUCGCAGUGGAGAAGGCCGUCAGUGAGCUGCCGACAGAAUGCACCUUCUGCCUAAAACAGUUCCCCCGCUCCAGCUUAGCGAGACACCAGAAAGAGGAGUGCCAAGACAGGGUCACACAGUGUAAGUACAAGAGGAUCGGCUGCCCUUGGCAAGGUCCGUUCCACGAGCUGCCGGCACACGAGGGCGAGUGCUGCCAUCCCACCAAGACCGGUACGGAGCUGAUGGGAAUACUGGGAGAGAUGGACCAGAACCACCGCAGAGACAUGCAGCUCUACAGCACCAUCUUCAGCCUGCUCUGCUACGAAAAGAUCGGGUUUACCGAGGUGCAGUUCAGGCCGUACCGCACCGACGACUUCAUCACUCGUCUGUACUAUGAAACACCGCGCUUCACCGUUCUCAACCAGACGUGGGUGCUGAAGGCGCGCGUUAACGACUCCGAGCGCAACCCCAACCUGUCCUGCAAGCGCACGCUCUCCUUCAUGCUCAUCCUCAAAAGCAAGGUACACACACAUCAGGAGGGAAACAUACUUGACAAAACACAAAGCAGAGCUGAACAGGAAAAGGGGCAACGCAAGGAACAUACCAUGAAUGAUCGUAUCCGGGCAGAACAGAGCACAGCAGACCAGGAACACAACAGACGAACAUACACGGAGACAAGGGACACACAGGGCUUAAAUACACACCGGGGAGGUGCAGGUGAUGAGACACAGCAGUUCAAUCAGGGGCGGGGCAGACAAGGACAGGAAGUGAAGUGAACACAGGACACAAGAGGCAGGAAGAGUCAAAAUAAAACGGAAGAAACAAUUAAACACAAAACCGUGACAUACAGAGUGAUCAUCACCGCUUGGCUAACACAAUUCAGGAGCUAUUUCAUUUGCUGCCAUCCAAGCGGUCCAUGAGCUCUUGUUAUCGUUCUCUUAUUCAUGUCAUGAACAUUUUAUUUGUAAAGCCCAAAAUCACCAAUGUGCCUCAUAGGGGUUUACAAUCUGUACAGGAUACGCCACCCUCAAUGUUUCGCCCCAUUGAUUUGAGAACCGAUAUAUCUUAUCAUCAAGAUUGUUAUCCCGUUUGGUGCGUCCCUGGUCAGCAGCUGUUGGAUG
This is a messenger RNA of Anarrhichthys ocellatus (wolf-eel), 2061 nucleotides long. It is a transcript of the gene zftraf1, whose product is annotated as zinc finger TRAF-type containing 1. Bases 523 to 1716 code for a protein of 397 amino acids. Gene Ontology annotation, molecular function: zinc ion binding. NCBI's taxonomy places the organism in Eukaryota, Metazoa, Chordata, Actinopteri, Perciformes, Anarhichadidae. The record is from RefSeq and is a predicted model, not a curated record. Gene Ontology annotation, cellular component: nucleus. The transcript has 6 exons.